AUGGGACCGUUUUUGCGUAGUAAAUUAGUGUCUAUUGCACUCUUUGGUAUAAUAUAUUCUGGUAUUACUGUAUUUUUAUCUUCAUCACAAGUAUUUGCGAUUGUGUUACGUAGUUCUGGUAAUGGUUCCACAUUUUCAAAAGUUGGACCUUCCACAGGAAUCAUUCAAACCAGCUGCUUUAUCGCAGCUCCACUAGGAAGCAACACGGAGUAUGCGAGCAGAGACCCAAAGCAAUAUUUGGGUAAAGAUCCAGUUGCCAAGGAAGACUAUACCAUAUGUUUCGCAAGGAAGAAAAAGGAGGUAAUGUAUUUGCGUGUUUUUGUGCUUUAUAUGUCUAUAUUGUCUCCGGAGGUGCCAAUUGAAAGCGAAGAUAUAAUAGAAGCUGAAGAGCUGAAUUAUGAUCCAGAUGAGGUCUAUGAUGAAUAUGAUGACUACGACGAUGAAGUAGAAGGGGAUGAUGGAUACGAUGGAGAUGAGGAUGAAGAUUAUACAGAUAGUGAAGAUAUAGAUGACGAUUCUGGUGAUUCAUUUGAUUACAAUUCCAGAGGGGAAUUGAUGAUUCCAGGAAUCCAUAGAUUUUCUAGAACUCGCUCGUCCAGGGGCAGACGCAAAUUAUUCAAACAAGAUUUUGUGCACAUUUCAAACAUCGUCUAUCCAAUUGUCGUACACGAUAAUGAUACAUCCGAAUUGCCCUCUGUUCAAGGAAUGCGUGUGUUUUCCGUAGAGGACGCGGUUAAAGAAGUUAGCGAAGCGAAACAGCUGGGUAUCACAACAUUUAUGCUAUACCCAUAUGUUGAUCAGGCACUCAAGACACAAUUUGGUGACGAGGGGUUGAACAAGGAUGGCAUUCUUCCAAGAGCAAUUGCAGCAAUUAAAGAAGCCGUUCCAUCAGUACAAAUUAUUGCAGACACCAGCGUGUCGUACUACACAACCGAUGGUCAUGAUGGCUUGGUGGAACCAGAAACGAACACGAUCUCAAAUGACAUUACAGUCGGUCAGAUAGCAAAACAGGCAUCAAUCCUCGCCUCUGCUGGAUCGGAUAUUGUUUCACUAAAUGACCUUAUGGAUGGCUCAGUUGCAAUAACUAGAGAGAUGCUUGACUAUGAUGGAUUCACAGAUGUGUCCAUAAUGUCUAGAGCUUCAAAGUUCAAAUCUGCCUGGAAUAAUGGGAACAAGGCAUUUGGAGUAUCCCCUUCCCAAAAGGUCGAUUCGUCCAGUUAUCUGCACAACGUCUCCAACUCGCAGGAUGGUGUAUUAAAGGCUGUUAAUGAUAUUGAAAGUGGUUCAGAUCUGAUAUCAGUUGAGCCUGCAACACCUUUCCUGGAUGUACUUAAAGAGUUGAGCGAGAAGGUCAAAGUGCCAAUAGUCGCAAUUCAUACAACGGGAGAAUACAAGGCUAUUAAAGCAGCUGCUAAGGCAGGUGUCUAUGACGAAAAGGAAGCUGCAAUCGAAGCCAUAAAAUCCCUAAAACGCGCAGGCUCUGAUCUAAUCGUCACUCCUUAUGCAAAGGAACUUGCUCUAUGGCUUUUAAAUGAUAUGCGCAAUAAUGGCGUAGAUCGAGAGGAUAGACAUCUUGAGACAAACCCAGACUUGUACACUGGAGUAUUAGAGAACGGUCUCACAUAUACAAUACUUCCAAACGAGCAUCAUGGAGGACGUUUUGAGGCGUAUUUACAAGUUCAUAGUGGAUCAGCUGAUGAAUUAGAUCAUCAACGAGGUGUAGCACAUUUUUGUGAACAUGUUACAUACAUGGGAAGCAGGAAACGCGAUAAAUUGAUCGGGAAGGAUGUACGCACAAAUGCGUUUACUGAUUUUCAUCACACUGUAUUUUAUACUUCUUGUCCAUCCAUAAUGGAAGAUACUGAAUUUAAAACGGAAUCCCUAAAUAAGGCUUUAUCCACUCUAUUAGAUGUUGUUGAGGCUCCAACUCAAUUCAAUAGUUCACGCGUUGAAAAGGAGCGUAUGGCAAUACUUUCAGAAGCCUCUAUUAUAAACACAAUGGAAUAUCGCAAAAAUUGUGCCACAGUUAAGGCACUUCACUCUGAAAAUAUACUUUCUAAACGGUACCCAAUUGGAGACCUAGAAAUGCUAAAAAAAUACACGGUUGAGGACCUUUCAAGUUACCACAAAGUGCAUUAUAGACCCUCAAACUUGCAUCUGUUCAUAGUUGGUGAUGUAGAUGUUGCUGUAGCCAAAGCUUCUAUUUAUGAAAUAUUUUCAAAACUCCAAAAUUCCCCUGUAGAAAUUUCGUACGAGGGGACAGUAAAAGAGACAAGAAGGUCUUUACCACCGGCAAAACACGACUGGAACCAACCAGGUCCUAAGAUAUCCAUAUGGGAGAAUGAGCAGUUAAAUAACUUUGCAUUGGAAAUUGUGAAAAAGUUACCGAUUCCUGAGUGCAAAACCUGGCGCGAUCUUAGGAAUAAUAUUUUGAACAAAAUAGUUUAUCGUGCGCUUACACUUAACUUUGAUAUCAUUGGAAGAGGUACAUUUUAUGAUUCUGUUGAAACAAACGAUUUUGAUUGUAUAAACGAAGGUUGCAGAAUUCGUUCUCUAGAGGUAAAAUCUGCUCUAGACCAAUGGGAGAAAUCAGUUUCAGCCGUUAUAUCACAGGCUAAAUCUUUUGCAUCAGAGGGAAUAACGGAGCAUCUCUUCAAAAUUGUCACAGAUUCACUUAAAUUGGAUAUCUCUAGACUAGAUAAUAAAGUAGAUAACCAAGAAUUGAUAACUAGGAUUAUGGAUGAUUACGCUUGUGGACGUACAUUAAUGAACAAAAAAUAUGAAAAGGAAGCAAUACAGGACUGUAUAGAAGAUUUGCAUAUAGAUGAUGUUAACUCACUACUUUGCGAGUUACUGAAAUGGACAAAUGGAAAAGACUUGGAUGGAAUGAACCUCAUCUGCUCAGCUCCUCCAAAAGGAAAAAGCCCUGGAUUCCAGGGAAUAACACAAGAAAAACUGAGCAAUGUAUUUUAUGAGGCUUGUACUUCUUCACCAAUAGCAUUCUCGACCGGCAUUGAGGUACCAUCCCAACUUUUACUCCCCUCUGAGAAGAAGGAAAUAAUGGACAAGGUACCUGCUCCUACAUUUUUAAAGCAGGACCUUAUAAAAGAGCAAAUGUACAUAUUUGAAGAUUUAAAAGUUGAUUCGUCUGCAUUAAAAGACACUGAUGAGAAAGUUGUGAAUCCAUCUCAAACGGUUUCUGAUACUUUUAUAGAUACAAUUAAAUCAACCGAUUUAGAAAAUAUUAUAAAAUCAUACACUGAACAACUGCGUGAAUCAAUGGAAUUACAGACAGAAGUUGAAUAUAUCAAACCUAAAAUAGAUGAAACUGAAAGAACCAGACUAGAAACCCUCUUACUUGAUAGAUCUAUUGGUUUACCAGGAACUAAAGAUGGACCAUAUAUACACGGUUUAUCUGAACUGAAUAAACCAAUAGCUUCAAUUGGAGACCCUAAUGCACGCUUGUACACUGGUACCAAACCAUCAUCGCAAUCUAUUGAUUUAUACACACUUUCAAACGGUAUACAUGUGAAUGUAAAGACACUUGAUCCUACUACAGAGGUUCCAACGCAUUCCAUUCGCACUUUAAUUCCCUUGGAUUAUAAAGUGAAAGAUACUGAAGAAAUAAAACGCAAAAAGACCCAUCUACUGGUGGCAGCUGCCUCUAUGAUGGAAGGAGGUGCAAUGGGACAAUUGAGCAGAUUCCAAGUGGAAAUGUUUUGUAGUAGACACUUGAUUGAUGUGAACAUUAGCAUGAAUGAGGAUUUCUUUAUUAUAGAAAUGUCGUUUCCAUACAAGAAUCAAAACAGUAGUUCCAAUGUAGAUACUCUGGAAAGUGCACUUCAAAUAUUACACUACCUACUCAGAUAUCACAAAAUAGAACCUGACGCAUUCCAACGUGGAGUAGACAGAAUAAAGAGAGAUCGAAUGCAGUAUGUUCAGGAUUUACAGUCCUUUGGAACGGGUGAUAUUCUUAACUCUAUGAGUCAAGGAAAACUAUCAUUUCACUAUCUGGAUACAAAUGUUUUGGAUAAAAUCACGCUUGAAGAUGUUCAAAGAGAACUAUCUGAUGCAUUCAAGAGGGGUAAACCUGAGGUAUCAUUUUGUGGAAACUUUGAAUCAAACCACCUAAAUUCACUUGUAGGAACGUACUUGGGCACUAUUGAAACUAGCAACGUGGAUUGUAAUAAAGAAUACAUUUUAGCGGAAGCAUUUUUUGCAUCUACUGCUGAACCAAAAGAAGCUGAGAAUCCAACUAGUGUCACGCCUAUCGUAGAAACGCACGUAACGGGGCUAGAAACUUCUCUGCGCAAUGGUCUUAUUUAUGUUCCGGAUAAUCAGGAACGUGCAAUGGUACUUGUAGCGGGGCACGCCCCAAAUUCAUGUGGAAUAUUGCCAGAUGGAACACACAUAACAUAUAUUCUGGAAAGGACGUUGUUACAGAUUCUAGGAGAUGAUGACAAAAAUAUAAGAACAAUGGCAAAAGUUAGGAGAGAGUUGUGGUCGCACCCAGCAUUUCCUAAGGUAGCUUCUCUUCUUUUCCAAGAAAUGCUGAAUAAUCGCACUUUUAGUAUACUAAGAUCAGAAAAACAUCUGACAUAUGAAUCGAAUGUAGAAUUUAUCCCGUACGACAUUCAGUUUGCCGGAUACUUUAUCAUUUCUGUUCAUAGUUCUUUCAGUACUUCUGAAGCCAUCUUGAAAGAAACCAAACAAAUACUAAGGGAUAUUUGCACAGGAUAUCGACCACUAACGGAGUAUAACCUAAAGAGAGCAAAGGAUCAAGUACGAUCAAAACUACAAAAGGAAUCCAAAAAUACACACUUUUGGACUAAAAGAAUGGGUGGUUUGCAAAUCAUGGAAAUGCCGUUCAACUCAUCCAUAGCAAUUACAGAAUUUGAUAAAGUAGUGCAGAGAAUAACAUUUGAUGAUAUUAAUCUACUAAUCACAUCUCAUGUCUACGGUUUUAACGAGGAGAAUCUAUGGACACGUAUAAUCAGAACUAAAUCACCUUAA
Messenger RNA from Theileria equi strain WA, 5013 nucleotides. Its product is annotated as delta-aminolevulinic acid dehydratase domain-containing protein. The transcript has 10 exons. Gene Ontology annotation, molecular function: zinc ion binding; porphobilinogen synthase activity. The record is from RefSeq and is a predicted model, not a curated record. The coding region runs from base 1 to 5013 and encodes 1670 amino acids. NCBI's taxonomy places the organism in Eukaryota, Apicomplexa, Aconoidasida, Piroplasmida, Theileriidae. Gene Ontology annotation, biological process: heme biosynthetic process. Gene Ontology annotation, cellular component: cytosol.